Molecule: messenger RNA, 501 nt
Organism: Symbiodinium sp. CCMP2592
Lineage: Eukaryota; Dinophyceae; Suessiales; Symbiodiniaceae
Source: the annotation of a GenBank genome assembly
AUGUCCUUCGCGUCAGCACUGACAUCCCAUGUGCCAUUGGCCAAGUACUCUGGAACUUCAGAUCCAAGCAAGAUGAGCUUGGUGGAGCUGAUCCGAUGCCUUGCUAGCAACUGUUGGGGAGACGAGGAGUGUUCUAUAGAGAAAGCCAAGCAGAAGAGCCCUGUCAUCGUCGCCGGAAACAUCGGCCCGCGUAUUUGGUACCAUGCCAAGAACAAGCCCCCCAGCCGGCACUAUCUGCAUGUGCUCACCCUGGUUACAUCUGGAUCCAUGACGACUCCUGUGACGUCCAUCUACCAUGGGCAGCUGGACGGGCACGAGGAACCUCGCAGAGCCGUCACGACACGCGCUCGCGAGGAUGCCAACAUAGAUAGUGACAGCAGCGAAGACGUGGAUGCAUCAGAUCUUUCAAGUGCAGGGUCAGAGGGGCAUUCCGAGCAAGUGACUGCCGCUGCUGCUCUGCCUGAGAUGAAUCAAGCGACUUGCUUUGUGUUUGGCGUGUGA